This is a messenger RNA of Colius striatus (speckled mousebird), 1421 nucleotides long. It is a transcript of the gene EVI2B, whose product is annotated as ecotropic viral integration site 2B. Lineage: Eukaryota; Metazoa; Chordata; Aves; Coliiformes; Coliidae. Gene Ontology annotation, biological process: regulation of stem cell division; positive regulation of neutrophil differentiation. The coding region runs from base 119 to 985 and encodes 288 amino acids. The transcript is spliced from 2 exons. The record is from RefSeq and is a predicted model, not a curated record.
UUUUCAGCUGCUUGAACUUUCAGCACACUGCCUGAGGCUUCAAACAAAAAAGUGAGGUGAUGUUUGCCUGACAAGACAAACGUGCAGGAGAGGACACUCCUAAGGAGGCUGCAGGACAAUGACCAGCCACCAGGUAAUUCUGAUUCUCCUCUGUGGAGAAAUCUGGAAAUCACUUUGUACAGCAAUACCUCAAAUGGCUCCCGUGAAAGAAAGAAGUGCAUGUACCAGUAUCAGGAGCCCAACAGAAGACAAAGCCCUGCUGUAUCAAUUGCAAGCAACAGGAGCCAGUGCACACAAGUCUAGAAGAGCACUGAGUGCUGCGCCAGGUCCCCAGUUCCCCGAGGCGAACACAGAACCGAGCGAUGGGAGCUGGAUAGCAGCACUCAUCAUUGGCAUCAUUUUGAUCAGUAUGAUAGCAGCUAUUAUUGUAAUUGUUCUGUGGAAAUGCUGCAGGAGGCCAGUUCUGGUUGACUCAAACUGGGCAGGUCCUUCUCCAUUUGCAGAUGGAGACACACCAGAUGUCUUUGUGGACUCGGAUCAGGGCACCAAACGUUCAUCUGUUCUGUUUAUGUUGCCUUGGAAAUUGAAACAAGACACAAACUUACAGCAUGACCCCACUGCACUGGACAAACCAUCCCACUGUACCACCAGCAAUGAAAACAGCCAACUGCCUUCCACAAGCCAAGCCCACAUCACAGCCAGUGCUUCGCUUCCCAACGCAGAGGAGCCUCCAGCUCCCACCGCAGAAGCAGCGAGCUGUGCACCCAACUCCUGUCCUCACCCAGAGCCUUCACCCACAUCCCUCCAUCUCCCACCUCCACCCGACUGGCUCAAGGAACCAGUGGAGGAUCACAGUUCAGAUCUCAGCAAGGACCAGGAACUUCACUCAGAAACAGAGGAACAACUGCCCCCCCCACCUGAUGUACUCGUUCAAGAGAUUCCCCAGCCAGUGCCCCAGCUGCCACAGCCACAACAUCCUUCCUAGGCUGCCACCACUCACUCCAGCACACCUCACGUUUUUCUAAGUGAAGUGCUCUUCAAACAACUGAAAAAAGGAGAAGCUGAUACAGGGAAGAACAGUAAGACCACAGCAUGGGCAUUUCCCCAGUGUUUCUUAACUUCAGCUUUCACAAAAGGAACAGCCUGCUUCUGCCUGAAGCAAGUCAUUUAAACCCACAAUAUGGACUGUGCCCACUGGUUAUCUGUAACUACUGAUUCCAGAUUUUGGAGACUACAGAAAACAGGAUGCACACCUUUGUGUGACAGCACACACACACCUUUGUCACACACAGACACCGAGCUUUCACGAGCCAGUACAGCUUCAGAGGGACUCAGAGCUUCAAAACAUUAUGUGUUCUACUUGGCUGUGUAAGGGAAUACAAUCACUUCAUGUUAAUUUUAAUAAAGCUUUCCAAUUCAAA